AUUAAGUUUAUUUAAAACGAACAGCUCUUUAUACGUAGGCCGAUGCUGUUUUAACGCGCCCUGCAAGGUGGAUUACUGACGAAAAGGGGGAGUUCAAUACUCAAGUAUUCAACGCGAUUUUAUAACCUGUGUUGCAAAGUUGGUUGAUGCCCGUAACUCUCACCGUCUGCUCGUGAGUCAUGUCACGCCGGAAACAGAAACGGCCCCAGCAGCUCGUUAACGCGGACCCCGGGGGCACGCGCUUGAUUCCGCAAGAUGACCUGCUCCAAGUGAAAUCUCUAUCCAUCUCUCUUGCCUCAGAAGCUACCUCGUCAUUUUCCUCUUCCUCUCCCACAUCCCUUCAGGAUUGUCAGCCUCCUUUGGCCCCAAGGCCAUCCCCUGGUGGCCUUCGUGCACCCUCGCUCCCCAAUGAGAGCUCCUCUCCUCCCCAUUGGCCUAAUCACAUUGCCUUAUAUACCACAUCUCUACCUAAUGCACAUUCAUCUCUUUCCCCGGACUUCCCACAUCCUUCGCUGUCAUCCCAGACCCAUUCCCCUCCUCCUGUCCCACAGAAAUCGGCUCAUGUUCCACUUCACCAGCCCCACUCCACUGUGACUUCUCCGCCAAUGGGUAUUUCGGCAACCACCUCUACCUCCUCCUCCUCCUCCUCUUUAUCCUCCUCAUCAUCACUGGGUGCCCCACCACAUCAAGGAAGCCCCAGUCCCAUCCACCAAACUCCUUCUUCACCUUCAGAGCAGCACCAGGUGCCUCCGACCCUGGCUGUGCUCUUGGAGGAGCUUCGGGUCCUGCAGCAAAGGCAGAUUCACCAAAUGCAGAUUACAGAAGAGAUCUGCAGGCAGGUACUGCGCCUGGGUGGUAUCGUCAGUGUCCAAGACGCACCUUUAAGUUCUGUGGAUGGUCAGCAGGGAGUGGCAGACUCUCUCUCCCCAAAUAACACAGCCUCUGGUGCCUACUUGAUUCCCCAAGCUCCUGUGUCAAAGCCCAUUCUGUCUCACACUAAUGGAAAUAGAGCUCAGUAUUCCUCCUCUUCAUCUUCAACACCCUCCUCAUCAUCCUCAUCUUUAGUCACCUCUUCAGCCUCUAUGCACCCCCUCUCUCUAUCAUUGGUACUUCCUCCUCGUUACCUCAAUGAAAAGCCCAACACCUCUGUCAGUCAUGGCAAUGGUGUGAAUUUCUCAGCUCCUCUCUUGCCCACACCCAGCCUCUCCCAGGACCAGCUAUCACUGAGUUCCACUGUUAUUACCUCAAACGGAUCUUCAACCUCCUCUUCAGGCCGACAGCAACACAUAUGCAGGUUCUGUGGGAAGGUUCUAAGCAGUGAUUCCUCUUUACAGAUCCAUCUGAGAUCCCACACUGGUGAGCGUCCAUACCAGUGUCCAGUCUGCCUCAGUCGCUUCACUACCCGCGGUAACCUCAAAGCCCAUUUCCUUCGUCACCGUGAGCAAAAUCCUGAGUUAUCGCUCUCCCUCUUGCCACCUGCUCUAUCCGAGCAGAGCCAAUCAGGAUCUGGCUCAGGGCCAUCACAGAGACGCAGGAAACGGCGUGCAGAGGAUGAGGAGCCUUUUGGGGUUAAAGGUAAUGUGAGCAUGCCAGACAGUUUAGCUCUGGGUUUCCUGUCUGGGUCAUCUCAUCCGUCUCCCUCCUCCCUUCCAUUGCCACCCAGUGUUGAUCUGACCCUACUUUCCACCGCCCACUCUUUGUUACAACUCAACCGUACCUCAGCUGCAGCUUCUGUUUCCACUAGCACACAGUCCUCAUCUCCAUCCAUCACCUCCUCCUCCUCUUCUGCUUUGAACAGUCAGUACAAAGGUGCAAAGCAGCAGAGGUUUGAUGAGAAUACACCACCACACUCCACCUUACACCCUGGUUCUCCAUAUUCCCAGCUGGCGCACCUUCCUAAAAUUCUUUUCCCUUCAGGUCCCUCUGCUCACCAUCCUAGCUUCGCCCUUCUCCGCCCUCCUCACCUCCCUCACCUUCCACUUACCUUCCCCUUCUCCACCUACUCCAAACCUCAAAAUGACUCUCCUCCAUCCUCCUCUCCGUCCUCCUCUGCCACUUCUGACACCUCCAAGCUGCAGAGACUUGCACAAAAAUUAGAAAAGCAGCCCCUCCCUAAAAGUGCCAAUGAUGGCCAGACAAACACUCAGGCUAAUGAUAGAUAUACAACAUCCAACGCUAAUGCUAUCUCGGCUUAUCGGAGGGAGAUGAUGGCAGCAUUAGGGCUGAAUCCCAACCCCAGCAGUGAGCUGAACAGCCUAGAGCUUCCAGGAUCAACUGCCUCCAUUUUGGCCCCUAAUCAGUGUGGGGUGUGCCUGCGUGUUCUUAGCUGCCCAAGAGCUUUACGUCUCCACCAGGCCACCCACUUGGGUGAACGCCCAUUCCCCUGCAAACUCUGUGGACGCUCCUUCUCCACAAAGGGAAGUCUAAGGGCUCAUCUGGCCACUCACAGAGCACGUCCAGCCAAUGUACGCGGUCAGAACUCCUGCCCUCUUUGCCAACGUAAGUUCACUAAUGCUGUGGUACUGCAGCAUCAUAUUCGGAUGCAUCUGGGGGGCCAGUUGCCUCCAGUGGGGAACGGGGAGAUGCAGUCUGAAGUUAACCCUGGUCAAGUGGAUGGAGUGACUUUGCCUAAGACCCUUCAAUCUCUUCCUCUCAAUAUGAGCAUGUCUUCCUCUGCCAGCAUGCUAGAGUCCGAUGCUAAUGCAAACCAGCUCAUGGAGUCUGAUCAAGAUCCCUAUGAAAACACUCCUGAGAUGAGUCCAUCCGUGACAGUGGAGAAGCAGGACAACGGCACCCCUUCCUCAGAAAUCAGCCCACCUGACAAUUCUGUUGCCUCUGAGGAGAAUAAUUGCCAUGGCACAACACAUCAUAGCAAGCUUCAAGUUUUAAAUAGUGCUGUAGAAGAAGAUGAAGACACACCUCUAUCCCUCUGUACUAGGACCAGCUCCCAGGACACUUUGUUUGGUAAAAAAUGGCAAAAUGGUCGUUCACAUCAUACAUUGAACAAUAUGCCAAAUCCUACUGUAGGCUUUGAAGCUCUGGAUCUGUCACCAGCUCUCACACCACCCUCCAGCCCAGGGGUGUUCACUGAGCCAAAGUUAGACCAAAGCAGCAAGCAGACAACACCUCUACUGAAUGGAAUAGACAAUGGUCUUGAGCCCAAUAAUGGAGACUUUCGCCCAGCCACAGAAAAUAUAUCUUUGCACUCCAAAGUUUCAGAUAGAGCCUUAGAGGAGAAUGUGAAAGCUGAGGAUGCACAGCAAUCUAAAACGGAGGUGUCAGCAGAAGAGGAUCAAGGAAAAGAGGCACAGGAUAAAGAGAAGACAGAAGUUAUUCCAGACACUCCAGUUGCCCCUACACAACCCCAGCGUUCUGAGAAACCUUACAGCUGCACUGAGUGUGGAAAAGAGUAUGCUAGCCGCAGCGGAUUGAAGGGACACAUGAAAAUCCACAGCGGAAGUAUGAAUCUAUUAGCCAGUACCACAUCUGCACAGUCCUCGAUGGGAAACGUUGAGGAGCGUCUGGAGGUGACAACGAGUGGAAAACUGCGAGGAGAAGAUAGUAAAAACUCUUCUGAGGAGAGCACAGACAAACUGUCCUUGAAUAAGGAUCCGUUGUCCACUACAGACAGAGAUGACAAACCUGAAGACAGUUCUUAAAAGAAUGUGAUUAGUUAGGUUUUAGCACUAUGCUUGUUUACCAAUUUAUUGUUGUUAGGAGUAGUUUGAUUGUUGUUUGAUAUUUUAGAAUGGUAGUAAAUCAGUCAAAAUGUAAUACAGUAGUAGUGCCUUUUAAUGAAGACAAUGAAAUCAAAUUGAUAAAGACUUUAAAUAUCAGGAUGCACAGGAAUAGGAUCUUGAAAAUAAUAUUUUUGUAAAACAAAAAUGAAUUCUGCAUCUAAGUGCAAUUUGGAAUUCUCGCAUUUAAAAGAAAACAUAAAUAAACUUCUUUUGAUCAAAAUAAA
Messenger RNA from Myxocyprinus asiaticus (Chinese sucker), 3964 nucleotides. RefSeq names its product sal-like protein 3. The coding region runs from base 180 to 3659 and encodes 1159 amino acids. Gene Ontology annotation, cellular component: nucleus. NCBI's taxonomy places the organism in Eukaryota, Metazoa, Chordata, Actinopteri, Cypriniformes, Catostomidae. The record is from RefSeq and is a predicted model, not a curated record. The transcript is spliced from 3 exons. Gene Ontology annotation, molecular function: DNA-binding transcription factor activity, RNA polymerase II-specific; RNA polymerase II cis-regulatory region sequence-specific DNA binding. Gene Ontology annotation, biological process: regulation of transcription by RNA polymerase II.